Molecule: messenger RNA, 630 nt
Organism: Paramecium tetraurelia
Lineage: Eukaryota; Ciliophora; Oligohymenophorea; Peniculida; Parameciidae
Exons: 1
Source: RefSeq, a predicted model, not a curated record
AUGGAAAAAUAACAGCAUUUAGACAAAAUCAACCAGAAAUCCAAAAAGUAAUAGGCUGUUUUCAAUAAUCCUUUUUUUAAAUAACAAGAUGAUCAAGAAGAACAAGAGAACAUUAUAGAGAGCAAAAUUUAAUAGUUAUAAGAUGUGCAAGUGGUGAUUCCCAAAGAACUGAACUUAUAAAUACAACAUAAAGUGAAAAGUCAUAUCAUUGAUCAUAAAUUGAAGAACAAUUAUGAUUAUGUUAGAUUAAAAUAUAUUAUUCGUAUUUGGAGAGAGCAAUCAAUAAAAUUGAAGAUAUCAGAGGAGUAGGUCAAAUAGCAAUUAUUCAAGGCAGCUAAAGAAAACAUGAUUGAUGAUAUGAUUAAAAAUUAAAAAUAUGAAAAGCUGAGAUAGCAGCAAGAAUAAGAAAAAAUCAUUGAAGCUUAGGAGGAUGAAAAGUCUUAGAUGUUAGAGUUAGAGGAAAGAGUAAAAUAAAAGAAACAAACUGGGACAGCUAAGCCUGAACAAUAGAUGGCUGCUUAAAGUCAAGUAGAUUCAUUUGAACAAAAGAAUGAUUUAUUCAAAAUGCCAGAUUAGGACCUAAUACAAUAUAUUCCAUAUUGCACAGACAUAUAUUUAGGUAAAGAUUGA